GCUUAAUGAUUCACGGUUUGUGACACAUUAAAAGUUCUUUAUUCGGAUAAUCGCUCAUAUGGCAUAAAGACCAGCUCUUCAGCACAGCUUAGAAUCAAGUUGAAAAGGUCAUUUGGAUGAAUUGAUACUAUAAACAGCACGCAAUAUAAACAACUAGCAAGAAAAUGACUAAUGAGAACGACGCUCCUGAGGUGGAAUUUGAAAUGAAAGGAACAAAGUACAGUAGUUUAAAGAAACUGACUGGAGGUUCAAAGGACAACACUAUCGGCUUUCGGAGUUAUAGAGAAAAUCUGCGUUUCCUUAUUGCUGUCUUUGUUGCGGUUAUCUUGCUCAUAAUCUGCAUUGUGCUCAUUGCUUUAUUGGUGAAUAAAUCUUCGAAGAAUGUUUCAAGUUCGGGUGAAACAGAUUCGAGCAUAUACGUUUAUUCUGAUGAAGCUCAACGAAUCAAACUACAAGAUUUCUUACAAAGGGUUCAAGAUACAUAUUACAAGUAUAAUUCACAUUGGCUUUCGUCAAAACCUGACAUAACAACCGAAGAACUGAAACGCGGACAUCUUCCUUACAACGCAACUCCAGCAUAUCUUAAAGAAAAAACGGAUGCUGCGUUAAAACUUUUAGAUGAAAUCAACACGAAAACCAUCGAUGAAAAUAAAAUGACCCCUCGCGAAGUUAAAGCCUUGGAGCAGGUGAAGCACUUUUUGAAGACGGUUUUUGGUGCCCCUUACGACGAAAACUUUUAUAAUGCAGAUUGGAUGUUGGGUCCAAAUCAUUUUUGUUGGCAAGCAAUCUGUUCAAUUCCUUACCACAUCGCCUCUUACGGAAGGCGUGUUACACCACAAAGUUUUGAAGACGCUGAGAAAAUUAUAGAGAAAAUUUUAUCGAACAGGCAUUCGAUUUUUCAAUUCAAAUCAAACAUGCAGCUAGGCGUUCGAACUGGAAUGGUUCGCUCCAAAUUCAACUGUAUCGCCGGCAUCAACGCGUUUAAACAGAUUUUCAAGAAAAUUUCAAGUAAAAAUAACGCUAGUGAAGUGGUGAACGAGUGGUUUGUAGAUGUGUACACUAAAGAAAAGUUCAUCGAGAAUUUGUCGACGACAGAUCGAGAGAAAUGGAUGGUAACAUACAAGAAAGAUUUUACCCAGUCAGUUAAAGAAAGUUUGAUUGAAGGAAUUGGCAAGCCUGUAGUCGAUCUUGUUAAAUACAUGGAAAAUGUACAUCUACGACAUUGCCUUCCAUUAAAUCAUGCCAGUGGUCUUGCCAAUCUUCCAGUGAAGUAUAUAUAUGUCGAUGGAAAGAGAACAGAUAAUCGCACUACCAGGAGAUUUCCUAUCACAAACACGAUUAUUGAUGGAAAGAAAUCGUACAAAGACAUUUUGGCUUAUUUUACUACGAGUGACAUUACUCCUGAAAGAGUGAACGAAAUCGGACAUGAACGAUUGAAUGUCCUCUAUCCUCAGGUCGUAGAAAUCGCUAAAAAUGUCACUGGACUGUCACAUGAAACCGCCGCCAUAACAGCUUUUCGUAAGAUACUGGCAAAUCAAAAGUCAUAUUACAACAAGAAACCUUUUCCCGAGAUUGAAUCAAAUGCCACAGCCCACCAACGCUGCACGGACAUCGAAAGUGCUCGAAAGUUUUGUCCGGGACGCUACAAAUCAUUGAAGGCUUGGAUAGCGUCCUGUCGAAAGGUCAUGAGCAUGCUAGCACCAAAAAUCAUCAAUUUGUUUUAUCAUACUGGUGAAUGGAUAACAGUUCCGAACUGUCCUAUUGAAAUGGAGCCUAGUUUUAAUCCUUCGGCAGGAGCGCAGUUCUUCCAACGCACUGCUAAGUCGUGUACAACUCCUGCAAAGUUUGGUCUACCUUUCUUUCUAGAAAAUCAUGGUCCUCGGUUUUCGGAGUGGUCCGUAACAGCGCACGAGUCGUGGCCUGGACACCACACUCAAAUACAAAGUCAUAUAGAAUAUUUCAAAGACCCUUACGGUGGUCUGCCGAAAUGGUUGGACGAUAGAACCUAUUACACAUUCUUUACCGAAGGCUGGGGUUUGUAUUCGGAAAACCCCGUCAUUGCCAAGGACACCGACACCUACGAAGAAGAGCCGAUGCAAAAGUUUGGCAUGCUAAAAUGGCAGGUAUGGAGAGCUCUACGUUUGAUUGUUGAUACUGGAUUACAUUAUCGUGGAAUGAAUAGAAGCAAAGCCUUAUGGUACUUCGCGCACUAUGCCUGGGACGAGACAGAUCUUGCUCGAAAGGAGAUAACUCGGUACCAGGGUUCUCCCGGACAAGCUACAGCGUACAUGUUGGGUCAACAGAAACUCGUUGAGCUUAGAAACUAUGCAAAGAAACAACUGAAUGAUACAUUCAAGAUUCAAGAGUUUCAUUAUCAGGUUUUGUCUCAAGGUUCUGCGCCUGAGGCAUAUCUUAAUAAACAUGUUAAAAAAUUUGUGCAGUGUAAGCUUGGGAAGCUGACUGGCAAGACAUGUGAUGUUAUCCUAAAACCACCAAAGAAAAGUAACUCGCCCCAGGUCGUCGAUGAUUAUGAAUCUCCCCAACCACCUAGAACUCAUUAUAUUUAGUAUUUUUACCAUUCAUGUACGUUAUGCAUUUAUAUUCUAUCACCUUCUACCUCCGGAUAGUGACUAGCUUUGUACUCCCAGUCAUAAUUUCUUACCAUUCCCUUCGUCUUUCGCCUUUUACAUUCUGUUAUCGUCACACAAACACAAACGCACAAAUGCAUGAUAAAUAUUCUUUGUUGUCAGAGUGAUAACACGGGGGAGGGUCAUUGAGAGCUCCAUCGAAAUUCAUUGCAUUUGAUAUAUAUAUGAAAAGAAUUGACAAUUUUUAAGAGAUCUAUAAUCACGUGAGUAGAGGUUGUUUUUCUUCCAUUUGCCAAGGUUUGUGAAAAAGUUGUUUUUUCGUUUCCCCAAUAGUUUUUUCGAGGAGUUUUUUUUAACUGUUGUGGUAUACGUAAAGUAUUCAUAUUUAUUACACGGCAUAAGGCAUACGUUUAUAGGUAAGUUUGCCCAUAGAUGGACAAUGUUUACUUCAGACAUAAAUAUUUAUUUCUCAAAUUAUAGUUUUCAGUAGCGUGCUCCCUAGUUUUGAUAGCAAAUUUGGCAUUAAAAUCUUUACUUGUUUGUCAAGAGCA
Molecule: messenger RNA, 3139 nt
Organism: Xenia sp. Carnegie-2017
Lineage: Eukaryota; Metazoa; Cnidaria; Anthozoa; Malacalcyonacea; Xeniidae
Exons: 11
Coding region: 165-2567 (800 amino acids)
Source: RefSeq, a predicted model, not a curated record